This is a messenger RNA of Babesia ovata, 3588 nucleotides long. RefSeq names its product MIF4G domain-containing protein. NCBI's taxonomy places the organism in Eukaryota, Apicomplexa, Aconoidasida, Piroplasmida, Babesiidae. Gene Ontology annotation, molecular function: translation initiation factor activity; RNA binding; protein binding. The transcript has a single exon. Bases 1 to 3588 code for a protein of 1195 amino acids. The record is from RefSeq and is a predicted model, not a curated record.
AUGACCUCCACUGACGAGCAAGAGAAGGCCAAGACGGCCGAAACCCGGCCCUCAACUUUUAAUCCGGACGCACCAGUGUUCAAGCCCGCGCAACCGCGCCCAUCUGGCAAGCUGAACGCCAACGCGCCUGAGUUCAUCCCUGGGCAACUAGGAACGUACGAUGGAGGUAUUGGAUAUGUGUCAGUACCCGAUGUUAAACAUGGAAAGGGUUACAACAAGGGUGGAUACCAUAGGCCAAUACCUUAUGUACACCCUCCCGACGGUCAGUACCCCCCGGCCUGGUCUGGCCCGCAUCAGCAAUUUAUGCCGCUUUGGGUACCCUGUCCGCAGGAUGUGUAUGCUGGCGGCGCGGUGUACGACUAUGUGCCGUAUAGAUACGGUGCCGGGCGUGGAUAUGAGGGUGGUGAUGGACAGCCUAGGCCUAUGAGGGGCACAAGACACGGUACCCCCAGCGUCCAAGGCCACAAGCGAGAGGCCAGCGUUUCACACGCAAUGGGCAUGCCUCCACAAGCGCAUGGACCUCCUAGGCGAGUUGACACCGCAGAGAAGCGUAAGGACAACAAAGACCUAGGGAAAAUAUCGGAAGGAAAGGUUAAGGCUGAACCAAAGGUAGUGACAAAGGAACCCGCUGCACGAGCCCCUGAAGUGCUCGUUGCACCAAUCGCAACCCCGCCUCCCGACGCGAAAUCCAAACCGCUCACGUGGGCUGACAGAUUCCGCCAUUCCCAGCCCAAGGAAGAGGCGCAAGAUAUUCCAAAGGUAGAAGAAAGCAACCUCCCCACGUCAAUUUGGAAGGGGCGCCCUACCUUUGCCGACAUGAUGAAGAAGGCAGCGGAAGCGGCACGUAAGGAGGAAGAGAUGAAAAUGGCGGCUGCAAAGGCGGCAGCGGCGCAGAAGCUUGCUGAACAAACUGAGGCCCAAAAGGCACCUGGGAGACCUGCCGCGGGUGUCACUCCGCCCAUAGUAUCUGAGCCUAUACGUGGGGCAACACCUUUGGUUACGGCUGAAAGAGUGCCGAAUGCUACCGAAGAUUUGAUUCUCAAUAAAGCUAAAGCUGACGUCGCUAAAAAGGAAGUAACGAAAGCUCACGCUGAAGCGCCUAACCACAAGCAGAAAAAGAGUGAGCAGGUUGCUGACAAGGAUCAAAAGAUACCCAUUCAUCAAUUCGACGUUUUGCCCUCUGCGGAACGCCAAAAUGGCACCGUAGAAGUCCAGCCAGAGCAGCAGAUUUCGACGAAACAAGUGUCGCGGCCUGAGGAACCGAAAACGCCAAAGGGUGCUUUGGAAACGUUGCCUUCAGUUCAAUCCCCGUCAGUGCAGCCGGAGAUGUCCGUAAACUUUGUUGAGUCCAACAGGUCUGAAGGAGUGACACCAUCCAAUCGUGCCGCACCAUCAGGUCCGUCUGUGCACUCUCACGGGCUUGAUUCGUCAAAGUUCGAUAAGAUACUGGGUGUUAAGGCAGCUAUACCUGAACAACCCAAAGAUGAUGUUCAGAGCGCAGAAUACGCAGGUGGUUUAGAUCAUUUUCAAACUCUUGAAUCCUCCCCACCGCAAAGUUCAAUUGAACUGCCGGAAAUAUCGGAAUCGGAAACAUCCGAUCAGUGGCAUGAGAGUAGAGAAACUCUGAGGUCAAAACAGUUGGAGGAUGCUGCAUCUCGCCAACUGAUUGAAUCCGGUGAGGAACUUGAGGAGCCUCUCGGCGACACAUCCGAUAUGUCAGUAGCGACGCCGUCGUCUGACAAACUCGAGCCCGAGGUGUUUGCAAAAGCCAAACAGUAUUCCCCACCUCCAAGUGAUCUCGUAUUCCCGAUCGAUACCUUGGUUUCGUGUGGAUUUGAAUUGAUGAGGGUAGGGCUCGAGUUUAACUCCGAACUGGUCUUCUCACUCAGCAUUAAUAGGGAUAUAAAUCCAAAUGGUGGGUCGGAAAGUCGCCGAACAGGUGGCGCUCGUUACGAGGACAAGAACUAUGCCCACAAGUACAAAGGCGACAACUGGGUGAUGCAACGACGGCACGCGAAGCCGGAGCAAAGAGGUUUUGGUGGAUGGAACAAAUCUUCCAUGGAAUUUUCAAGAGAUCAGCUAGAAGCGUUAUCACGACCGCAGGCGUCUGAAUCCUCGUGGAUCCGUAAACAGGCCAAACUCAAGAUGGAUAAAGACCAGCAAUUGACGCGCAGGCUGAUGGGUUUGCUCAACAGAUUGACGAUCGAAAAGUUCGACACAAUCUACAGACAAGUCUUGAUGAGCGGUGUUGAAACCGUGCAACAGGCGUUUAUGUUAGUCAAGAUCAUCUUCGAAAAGGCCAUCACGCAACACCACUUCAUCCCCAUGUACGUAGAGCUGUGCGCAAAGUUGUCUUACGAUUUGGACAACUUCCUCGCCGUUGAUCCACAGCAGAGCCCCCAAGGUCAGCAAGACACACAAUCCACGGCUGCUGCAGGGGAACGCAAGACAACCAAGAAAAGCGAAUUCAUGAGGAUCUUGCUGAAUUGUUGUCAGGAUUCGUUUGAGAAUAACCUGAAGCCCCUUGAGUUCCCACCCGACCUUGAAGGUGAUGAUAAGUUCGAAUUCGAACUCAAGUACAAACACAGGAUGAGGGGAAAUAUGAUUUUCGUCGGUGAGCUCUUCAAGCAGAAGCUGCUGGCAGCCAAAUUGCUUAUAACAUGCCUAGACCAGGUAUUUGCCAAACGCAAUGAAUGCAUUGCUUCCACGGGCAGCAUUGACACGGGUGACAACCACCUUGAGGGUAUGUGCACCCUGCUGCAAACCGUCGGUAAAUCGUUCGAUACCGAUAAGUGGAAAUAUGCUGCGGAGCUGGAAAAGCGCAUCCAGAUGCUUACAGACCUGGGUAGAAAUCCCCAAAUAUGCUUCCGUAUAAGGUGUCUCAUCCAAAACGUGUUGGACAGCAGACACGAGAAGUGGGUCAAGUCAACACCGUACAAGGUGGAGGGUCCAUGCAGAUUACAAGAGCUUCGUUCCAAGGUAAUGGAACAGGAAAAACAGCAAGAAGACAAUGCUUGGCGUACCAAGAGGCGCGGUAAGAGCUACGAGGUAAGGGCGCCCUCGCCCAGGCCACAGUCGCCGAAGUCAUCCGCAGCUCCAAACGUUCUGUCCACCCCGUCUAUACCACCUCCAAUGACGGCGGAGGAAUUGAAACGGCGCACCAGGGGCAUUGUGCGAGAAUUCGUAAUGUCCCACGAUCCGAAGGAGGCAUCGCUCUGUGUCAGUGAGUUGAAUCUGCAACAGACACGCGACUGGGAGCUCUAUGCCUACCUCUUUAGUGCAGCUCUGGAGGCAUGUGCUAAAUUGACGGCUGAUCAGGACAGACAACUUGUUGCCAAGUGGAUGUCGGAUCUUGCAAUCGGAAGGUCAUCGCAGGAUGCUCUUGUAAAGUGGUUACACGGUUUCCUCAGGGACGAACCAGCUGAUCAUGGAUACUCCAUGAUGAUUGAGGACUACCCGGUUGUGCCUCUCAUGUUGAAGGAGCUUCUGAACUGCAUGAAGGAGAGCUACAGCAACGUCCGUGGGUUUACGGAGGUAGAAAAAAUCAUUGAAGGCGAGAUAUACCCAGCGGUAGGAUUGAUGGUUUAA